Messenger RNA from Myxozyma melibiosi, 991 nucleotides. Its product is annotated as translation initiation factor SUI1. Lineage: Eukaryota; Fungi; Ascomycota; Lipomycetes; Lipomycetales; Lipomycetaceae. The transcript has 4 exons. Gene Ontology annotation, biological process: translation reinitiation; formation of translation preinitiation complex. Bases 168 to 740 code for a protein of 190 amino acids. The record is from RefSeq and is a predicted model, not a curated record. Gene Ontology annotation, molecular function: translation initiation factor activity; mRNA binding.
UAUUGAUUCUGUUAAUUGAAUCUCAGCGGGAUAUCAGGCUUUGGAGAGUGAUUUUGCGUCUUGGAUCAACAACCUAUAUAUUGUUCCGUGUGCAUAUCGUCUAAAGAAAGUCGAUUCCUACAUACACUUGACUCGUCUUUCCAUAUCUUGCUCCAACACUUCAAAAAAUGGCUGAGGAAGGAAUCAAGGCGGUUUCCGUAUUGUAUUGUGGUGUGUGCACUUUCCCACCAGAGUACUGUGAAUUUGGAGGAACACUAGCAAAGUGCAAAGAAUGGCUGGAAGACGCGCACCCAGACGUGUACAGCAGGAUUUACUCAGAAGACUCGCUAGCUAAAACCACAGAAGGACUAUCGCUCGAAGCCAAAGAGAAAGUGGAGCGCGAGAUCCAGAAGCUACAAGCCAAGGAAGCCACAAAAGCCGAGAAAGAGCUCAAGAAGAAGUUGGCCAGUAAAGUCAUCGUCAAGCGAGUUGAGCGGUCAAAGAGGAAACAUGUCAUUGCCGUCUCUGGACUUGAGGUGUUUGGUAUCGAUCCCAAGAAGUUGGCGAAAACUUUUGCUUCCAAGUUUGCCACUGGUGCGUCUGUUACGAAAAACGUUGAGGGAAAGGAUGAGAUUAUCAUUCAGGGAGAUGUCGGCGAUGAGGUGGAAGAUUACGUGACUAGCUUACUUGAGGAGAAGGGACUGGACGGUAUCAAGGUGGAACGAACAGAGGAUAAGCCGAAGAAGAAGACGCAGCAGUAAGCGCAACUUAUCCUGGUACUUUUUACGAGCUGUAUAAUAUAUCUGGACAAUAUCAACGGUUUUGAUUCAUCCUCGAGUUUACUUAUCUACGCUCAAUCGCAGAUUGUCUUUUGCUUUCGAAAACACGUAUAUUAUAUAAAACUAACGCAAGUAACCAAAAGUGUACAAAAAAAGCAAACGUUAAGGAGAGACUUUGUGACUGUUGAAGUUGCGACUGUUGAAGUUGUGUGUGUGGGUGGCAUCCUUCUCAU